GGGGGAGCGGAGGGGAGGGCGGGGCGGGAGGACGCAGUUCGGUCGGCUGCAGCGCUACUUUUGGUCCGGGGUCGGCAGGGAGGCCGCGGCCACCGCAUCAGAGCUGACGUGGGACUACGUGGGGCCGCUGCCGGCUCCGGGUUGCUGAGCGGCGGUCGGGCUCGCCGUCUCCACCUCCUCGCGUCCGUAAUCAGUGACGAGGUCCGCUACGUAAAUCCCUUUGCGGCGGGAUAAAUAAAGAAAACGGGAAAAGAGGAAAGCAUUGAUUACAAAUGUCUUAACAAUGAGCAAAUGUGCAAGGAAAAAAUAUAUUAAGACAAAUCUGAGACAAAUGACCAUGGAAACAGUUGAAUCCCAGCAUGAUGGAAGUAUAACAGCUUCUUUGACAGAGAGCAAGUCUGCUCAUGUGCAGACUCAGACUGGCCAAAAUUCAAUCCCUGCUUUAGCUCAGGUAGCAACAAUUGCAGAGACAGAUGAAUCUGCCGAAUCAGAAGGUGUAAUUGAUUCUCAUAAGCGUAGAGAAAUCCUUUCACGAAGACCCUCUUAUAGGAAAAUACUGAACGAACUGUCCUCUGAUGUGCCUGGUGUUCCCAAGAUUGAAGAAGAAAGAUCAGAGGAAGAAGGAACACCACCUAACAUUGCUACCAUGGCAGUACCAACUAGCAUAUAUCAGACUAGCACGGGGCAAUACACUGCCACUGGUGACAUGCCAGCUUACCAGAUCCGAGCUCCUACUGCUGCUUUGCCACAGGGAGUGGUGAUGGCUGCAUCGCCCGGAAGUUUGCACAGUCCCCAGCAGCUGGCAGAAGAAGCAACACGCAAACGAGAGCUGAGGCUAAUGAAAAACAGCCUUGUCAGUUUCUUCCUUGCCUUGCAUUUCCUCUCCGUGCUGAGGAUACACCCAGACACAUGCAAGCCUGAAAACUGAGCUCACCAUUAAUAGAAGAAACAGGUGUUUUCCAUGGCUGAGGAGUACUUAGGAAUGUACCAUCUACUGAUGUGAUCGGGGAAAGCUUUGUGCCUGCAACAUUUUGACUCUAGUAAUAUGUGUGUCUGUGCAUGCACACACACACAUGCACACUCAAAUGUAAAAGAUGAAGUAUGAGUAUUUAUAAUAGCUUGGUAAAUAAAAUGUUAAAGAUUAAACACCCACAACACUGCUAUUAGGUCUUUAAAUUUUUCAUUUAAUGGUAACCCUGUUUUGUAAAAUGACUAUCUUCCUUCUAGGUCUAGAAUUUAAUAUAAUUUAAUCAUGAAAACCUUGGUAUUCAUAAAUGAAUUUCAGUGCCUUUGUGGAAAAGAGUUAAAUUAUGUUCCCAGAUUGGCAGAUAUGUGUGUUUGGAUUUAUUCUUAACUUUUCCAAUUGCAUCAUUUAGAUUAAAUUAGUCACUAUAACAUUUUAUUCAAUUUUACAUUUUAAAUUUUUUUUGUUAGCCAGCUGAGAAGUCUGAGAACUUUGUGCGUUCACAGGGUGAGUCCAUUGUUCCUGGCUAGGAAGCAGGGGUUGAUCUUUUCCUGCAGUUCAUUUGGAUUGAAGGUUCUUCUUUGCUGACUCUUGCUUCCACAGUGAAAACACAGAUCUCCAGUCAGUGAGAGUCAGCUAUCUUAAAAAACAAAAAUCAUGUAUACAUCACAUGUGGUUCAGGAUGCUAACUGGCAUUACAGAAACCGGUGUUUAGACAUUCAACACUGCUUUUGUUAACAUAUUUGAAUGAUAAUAUCUGUUUCAAUGUAGGCUUUUUUGACAUGAAGGGUGAUCUACCUCAAAGACAGUUAUUCUGGAAUUGAAUCCUCCAAAAUGAGGCCAAUCAAAGGGUGUCUUCUACAGAGGAGUAAAGGGAAGUGGUUGCCAUCCCUCCCACCCUGAAAAAAAGAAAAAGAGAAAAUGUUGGCUCUAUUUAUUGUUUUGGUGGGGUUAUGUAUGAAAAUGACUAAGUCAACUCAUCUGUUUGUGUUGUUGCUUUGGCUACUGGUCUGUUCUUUCAGUUUGGGCUUAAAGUGCUUUAAAAUUCAAUAUAUUGGAUAUUAAAUGCAUGUGAUUAGGAAACAGUCUUGAAAUAUGCCCAGAGUUACUCAGUAGCUUCUUUUUUAUAAUUUUAAUUGUGGUGGUCUCGCAUUUGUGGGUUUAAAUUGUCUGAGUUAUCGAGUGUUGUAUUUUGUAGCCCCCUUCUUUAAUUUUCAGAAGCACUGUCCAUUUCAUUUCGGUUUAUAAAAAUGCACAUCUUUUGUUUAUUAUGAUUUAUCCAUGUUGUGUUUUCUAGCCAAUAAACUGUGUCUUGCAGUCACGAUUGAUCUUGUUUUACUGAGAUUUAGUUUUGAAGACUAAAAAUGUCCAGUGUUGAUAUUUAAGGUUUUCAAGGAUUAAUUCUUAUAAUCAUUUUUGAUCGAAUAAAAUUAACUCAUUAUGUUGGAGUAUGUGCCUUUUGGGAGACAAAAAUAAUUAAGAGAAUUGAAAGGAUCUAUAAAUGUUUUUGUAGAAAUUCCACUUGGGGAUGUGGUCCUAUUGUAGUUUACUGAAAACAGUUCUGGUCAUUGUUACCAGUGGAAUGUGUGCCCUAAGAAAACACCAUUUGUGAUGAAUGCUGGGCAAACUGUGUUCUCAAAUCAUUCCUGUUGUCUGAUGGUUAUCUUACAAAAACAUGUGCCUGGUUAUGUUUGUUAUGUGGCUUUGUACAGUCCUUACCUAGGAUCGAUUGGCUGUUGAGUUCGGGGGGCAGAAGUGCACUGACCCCACUGUGGAUUGUGUUGGAAGGCUGUUCCUGUAGUCAUUUGCCUUGUGUUGCUUCCAGGGAAGCUGCCCGGGAGUGUCGCAGGAAGAAGAAAGAAUAUGUCAAAUGUCUUGAAAAUCGUGUGGCUGUGCUUGAAAACCAAAACAAGACUCUCAUUGAGGAACUCAAGGCCCUCAAAGAUCUUUAUUGCCAUAAAGUAGAGUAACUGUCUUUGACUUGGACCUUGUUUACUGUGAACUCUAAUCAAGGCAGGAGAUGCAGCAGUUCUACUUAUUGCCAUGUGGACUUGUGGAAAGGACACGUGUGACCCUUAAGAAUCCAGUUUGGAUUAGUGUUUGAAAUUGAAUUGGGAAUGUUGUUCCAGGAUGUGGAAUGCAGCCGUGAUCACACUUACCAAGCUUACUUUGAUCUGUUUGUCAAUAGCAUGCAAAAAAUGCUUUGUUUGCCCUUUGCUUCUGCUUUUUUCAGGGAAGCUGCCAAAGAAUGUCGACGUCGAAAGAAAGAAUAUGUAAAAUGUCUGGAGAGCCGAGUUGCAGUGCUGGAAGUCCAGAACAAGAAGCUUAUAGAGGAGCUUGAAACCUUGAAAGACAUUUGUUCUCCCAAAACAGAUUAGUAGAAAUAUUUAACUAUGAACUGAAGACAGCAUGUAUAGUUGCUUUUGAAGGAAUACAAUAUAUAGCUGGCAAGAAUGUAUAGUUGCUUUUGAAGGAAUACAAUAUAUAGCUGGCAAGAAUGGUGGCUUCUUUUCUUUGUAUCAUUCAUCUUCUUCUUUAAUCACUUAACAUUCCUAAAAUGCUUCACUGUACAUAGUUAAGUCAUAGCUAUAACUUCAAAUUUUUUAAAAGAGACAAACUGUAAAAAAUGUGUGUAUUCUUAAAAUGCAAUAUUUGUAAGGCUUGUUCCAAUGCCACAUACUUGCAUCUCCCAUUCUAUGUGUCAUCAAUAGUGUCCUAUGCAAUAAAAUUAUUUGCAGGUCUUUAAAUCAUUUUAGGAAAGGAUGAUCAAAAAUAAUGCAUCCAGCAGUACAAUAAAAGUAACCACAAAAAAUACCUCAGGAAAGAAGAGAAAGAAAGUCUAUCUAAUGACAUGCCUAUAUGAGAAGAAUAGCCUAGAUAUGAAUAUAUGGCAUUUGCAGAUUUUUAUAUUAGUCGCUUUGUUAAAAAAAAAAAAGAUUGUAUUGCUGUCCUUGAAUGCCAUAGUCAAAGAGAGUUUUUAAUAGAACCAUGUUGGUUGCACUUUGUAGUGUUUGGUGCUCAUUUAAAUAUCUGAACAUUUACUACAGUUUUUAACUCCAUUGUGUCAUAUAAAAGAUCUUGCAGAA
Messenger RNA from Symphalangus syndactylus (siamang), 4050 nucleotides. It is a transcript of the gene CREM, whose product is annotated as cAMP responsive element modulator. Lineage: Eukaryota; Metazoa; Chordata; Mammalia; Primates; Hylobatidae. The record is from RefSeq and is a predicted model, not a curated record. Gene Ontology annotation, biological process: regulation of transcription by RNA polymerase II. Gene Ontology annotation, cellular component: ATF4-CREB1 transcription factor complex; nucleus. Gene Ontology annotation, molecular function: RNA polymerase II cis-regulatory region sequence-specific DNA binding; protein binding; DNA-binding transcription factor activity, RNA polymerase II-specific.